Hermetia illucens (black soldier fly) is the source of this 1637-nucleotide messenger RNA. Its product is annotated as putative inorganic phosphate cotransporter. Gene Ontology annotation, molecular function: transmembrane transporter activity. Bases 43 to 1452 code for a protein of 469 amino acids. The transcript is spliced from 4 exons. Gene Ontology annotation, biological process: monoatomic anion transport; transmembrane transport. Gene Ontology annotation, cellular component: plasma membrane. NCBI's taxonomy places the organism in Eukaryota, Metazoa, Arthropoda, Insecta, Diptera, Stratiomyidae. The record is from RefSeq and is a predicted model, not a curated record.
AGUUAGCGUUAAGGUCGAAAAGUUCUUUGAGUUUUCCUGAAGAUGGUGAAGGAACAAAAAUCCGAAAAUGGAAAAGGCCUCGGAAUUCGACAUUUGCAAAGUCUUUGGAUUUUCCUGGGAACUGCAGCUACCUUUGCAAUGCGGGUGAACCUUUCCGUAGCUAUUGUGGCCAUGACUGAUAAUAAAAAUGCGAAUCCUAAUUUUGAGGAAUUCCACUGGGAUGAAAAAAUCAAAUCGUAUCUACUGGGAAGCUUCUUCUGGGGCUACGUAGUCACUCAAAUACCAGGAGGGUACAUUUCCCAACGUUUUGGCGCUAAGUUUCUUCUCUUCUUUGGAAUACUCUUCUGUUCGCUUCUCAACAUUUUAACUCCAUGGUGCGCUUCCUUCGGAGGUUGGAAAUUACUAUUUGCUUCACGUCUUCUACAAGGAUUAUGUCAAGGUGGAAUUUUUCCUUCAUGUCACGUGUUACUAUCGAAAUGGUGUCCUCCGGAAGAACGAGGUGUUAUUGCAUCCUUCGCAUAUUCAGGGUCCGCCUUUGGGACUGUCACAAUUUUGGCGACUAGUGGAUUUAUUGCUUCGGCCAUAGGAUGGCCCAGUAUUUUCUAUUUAUCGGGAAUAUCAGGACUAGUUUGGUGUGGUAUAUGGUUCUUCUUCGGAUCCAGUAGUCCUGCACAAUGUAAACUUGUCUCGAUUGACGAGAGGCUCAUGAUAGAAACUUCUCUGGGAAAAUCUCAGAACGAGAAGAAGAAACAUCUCUCGACUCCAUGGAAAAAAGUGUUUACAUCACCACCGUUCCUGUCUUUGAUUUUGGUGCACUCUACGAAUAAUUGGGGCCAUUGGACGUUGUUGACCCAAAUUCCCAGCUACAUGAAAGGAGUACUAGGAAUGGAUAUUAAGAAGAAUGCAUUGCUUUCUGCCCUCCCAUAUUUUUCAAUGUGCCUAAUGAGCUUCGCGUUUGUUGCAGUCGCCAAGAUCUUGUCGGAGAAGAAAUAUAUUUCCGUUGAAAUGGAACGAAAGCUGUUUAACACAAUCGGACACUGGGUACCGAUGUUAUCACUUGUUGGAUUAGGAUUCGUCAAAACCCAUGCGACAAUGGCCGUUACUCUCCUAACGAUAGGGGUGGCGUUUAACUCGGCGAUCCACCUUGGUUUUCAAGUGAAUCACAUCGACUUGGCCUCAAAUUUUGCUGGAACGCUUUUAGGCACGACUAAUUGUUUCGGUAACUCCAUGGGAGUUUUCGCGCCUCUGGCUGUGGGGUUUAUCGUUACAGAUGAGCAUGAUCCAAAUCAAUGGCGAAUAGUGUUUUUCAUAGCUGCUGGGCUCUACUUCUUGGGUAACUUGAUGUUUCUGAUUUUUGGCACAACGAAGGAGCAACCAUGGAAUAACCCUGGAAAGGAUGAGGAAGUUAACACUGAAGAGCUAAAACCAAUUAAACCUGAGGGUGCAGCCUAGAUGAAUUGGAGGAAGCAGCAAUGGGCUGCAGCAGUCUAGACCGAUUAAGAGGACACGGCUUGUUCCUAUAUUCGACAGAAUGGCUGCUCAGUGAAGGCUCAGGCUGAAUGAGAUGUCUUUCCUAGUCAAUAUUUUGUUUUAUUGGACUCAUUUAUUUCUUAAAUAGAUCAUCUAUUCGGUAAGAA